Aureococcus anophagefferens is the source of this 1014-nucleotide messenger RNA. RefSeq lists its product as hypothetical. The record is from RefSeq and is a predicted model, not a curated record. The transcript has a single exon. Gene Ontology annotation, biological process: lipid biosynthetic process. Bases 1 to 1014 code for a protein of 337 amino acids. NCBI's taxonomy places the organism in Eukaryota, Pelagophyceae, Pelagomonadales, Pelagomonadaceae.
AUGCACGUCAAGGUGCGCGUGCUCGCGAUCCCGCAGGCGGGCAUGGGCGCCUGGGCCUUCCACGGCUGGCAGGAGAAGCUCCCCAAGUCCGUGGAGAUGCUCCCCGUGGAGCUCCCGGGCCGCAACUCGCGCAUGCUCGAGGACAAGGGCCAGUCCAUGGCCGAGCUCGUCGGCGACCUCGUGACGGCCGUGAUGCCGGCGCUCGAGUCGAAGCCGUUCGUCGUCCUCGGCCACAGCCUCGGCGCGUGGAUGGCCUUCGAGGUCUGCAACGAGAUCGAGCGGCGCCGCGGGCCCAAGCCCCUGUGCCUCAUCGUCUCCGGCUGCCGCGCGCCCCAGCUCCACGAGCCCCUGGAGCACGACGCGGACCGCGUCAUGCCGUGCCUCCACGACCUGCCCAAGGGCAGCGGCCCGGGCUCGUUCUGGGAGCACUUCGACCGCCGCUACGGCAAGAACCCGGACCUCGCCUCCGACGGCGUCAAGGACUACGUCGAGCCGCUGCUGCGGAGCGACUUCAAGAUCCUGGAGACGUACGCGCCGACGCGCGGCGCGGCCGAGAAGUUCCCCUUCCCCGUGCUGGGCUGCGGCGCGCGCGGCGACAACCGCUUCACGCCGGAGCAGCUGACGGCCUGGAGCGUCUACACGGACACCUUCGCCGAGCGGUGGUUCGACACGGCGGCGACGAUGCCCAAGUGGUCGACGCCGCACCGCUACCUCGUCGACAGCCCGGACGCGUUCGUCGCGUUCCUCGGGCCCAAGUGCGAGGACCUCUUCAAGAACAAGCCCAAGCCGCCGCCCAUCCGCCCGGGCGCCUACGCCGUCGCGAACAAGAAGGGGGCGCUCGUGCGCGCGGAGUGCGACCUCGCGAGCGCGCAGGUCGGCGACCUCCUGCCCGUGGGCACGCGCGUCACCGUCGAGGAGGCGGUCCACGUCCCCAACGCCAAGCCCCGGGCCCGCAUCUCCGCGCCCGUCGCCGGCUGGCUCUCCUGCCACGUCAUCGCCCAGCUCCUCGGCUAA